AUGACGAGUCUGAGCAGUGAGUCCAAUAAAUCAAGGUACUCUGAUGCUUUGGAAUCCCAUAUCCUUGAUGUAUCAUCCAGCAAUUCUAGCGAGAUCAUCGUCUCAGACAACUACUCUGAGGAGCCACCCUUCAGCACCUUCUCAUCCAGCCAGGCCAGCCUCAACGACGACUCAAACGAUACAUCAAGGACCAUCCCAGACAGUCAAGAAAGCCGAAACAACACCAACCCAGAAGAUGAGCCCAUCAGCAUUACCUACAAAAACCAUAUCUUAGUCCAACUCUCAAAGGACCUUUCACGCCUUCCAGCAGAGAACUUCAAUCGUCUCCAGCAAGUCCAAGAGACAUCCUCUUUCUGGAUCAAACUCUUUCACCACCUAUCAACUCUCGACUCCCAGACACCGCCUCUAAAAAGUCGAGAAUGGGCUGAGUACACCGUCGAAUCUAGUCGGGUCUUAUUCCAAGCCGGCCUAUCAACUAAAAAGAUAGUCUCCAUACUCAAUCACACAAUUCGCUACAUAGCGAAUUGUAUCCUGAAUACGGAUAAUAAGGAGACUAUCUUUUUCGAGAAUGGGCUCAAUGUGUUUUAUGAGCCGGAGUGUUGUGGGAUACCGGACGAGAUGAAGGUGAAGUAUAUGGAGACUUUGGAGCAUUUGAGGGAUCUUGUUGUUCGUGGGGGUAAUGGGGUUAUUGCGCAGCCAGAGGAUGAAGAUAGCGAUGACUCUGUAGUCUCUGCUGCGAGUACUGUGUCUGUGAUGCCUUCUAUUGAGCUGGGAGAAAGGAUUUUUCAGUCGAUUGAGCUGCAGGAAAAUUCUCACAGCCGGGUAAAGGGUAUCCAAGGACGACAGAAGAAGAAUCGAGGACACUUACGCAAGAUCGGGCGAUUUACGAAGGGAAUAGUGAAGAUGCAGAAUAGGGAGAAAAUGAAGAAAAGGUUGAAGAAGAACAGGAAGGCAAGAAGAAGAUCUCAUAAAAACAAACAUAGGGUCGCUAGAGGUGCAAAUUGA
This is a messenger RNA of Talaromyces stipitatus ATCC 10500, 1005 nucleotides long. RefSeq lists its product as uncharacterized. The transcript has a single exon. Lineage: Eukaryota; Fungi; Ascomycota; Eurotiomycetes; Eurotiales; Trichocomaceae. The coding region runs from base 1 to 1005 and encodes 334 amino acids. The record is from RefSeq and is a predicted model, not a curated record.